This is a messenger RNA of Boeremia exigua, 817 nucleotides long. Its product is annotated as D-tyrosyl-tRNA deacylase-like protein. The transcript is spliced from 4 exons. Gene Ontology annotation, biological process: tRNA metabolic process. Gene Ontology annotation, cellular component: cytoplasm. Gene Ontology annotation, molecular function: D-tyrosyl-tRNA(Tyr) deacylase activity. Bases 127 to 621 code for a protein of 164 amino acids. The record is from RefSeq and is a predicted model, not a curated record. NCBI's taxonomy places the organism in Eukaryota, Fungi, Ascomycota, Dothideomycetes, Pleosporales, Didymellaceae.
UGUAGCCCUUCUAGGCAAUGAAAUCCGUGCUGUGUUGACGUAUAAAUUCUCUCGUUCUCUGUAGAUAUCUUCAGAAUUCAGAAACCUUCUUUCAAGGCUCGUAUAGAUACCAGUCACCCCACCAUCAUGAGGACCGUGCUUCAGAGAGUCAAGUCUGCAUCAGUGACUGUCGACGGCCAAAUCAUAUCUUCUAUUGGAAAAGGCAUCUUGGUGCUCGCUGCAGUCUCCAGGGAUGACACAGAGAAAGACAUAGAGUCAAUGGCUGCCAAGAUCUUGAAGACAAAACUUUGGGACGAUGUAUCAACGGAUCCUGUGGGACGGUGGAAACACAAUGUGAAGGAGAUUGAUGGAGAGGUUCUAUGUGUUUCCCAAUUCACGUUGCUCGCGACUACCAAAAAGGGCAACAAGCCUGAUUUCCACCAGUCCGCAAGUGGUGAUAAAGCUCGAAGUCUGUACGAUCAUUUCUUCAAGCAAGUCCAAGCUCUACACGGCGAAGAGAAAGUUAAGAAUGGCCAAUUUGCUGCGAUGAUGGAUGUUGCGUUGGUCAACGAUGGUCCAGUCACCAUUCAGAUCGAUACAAACCCACCAAAGGCAGCCAACGGCACUAAUGGUAGCGCAUAAUCCGAUAUCGAUGUUGACAUGAGCUUUGAGUGUCGCUGCCCCCUUCAGCCUCGAGAUCAUUCAAGAGCUCGAGUUGAGCAUUUUGAGAUAAGAUAACAAGGGAACUCAAUGGGCUGGGACGUAAGGUAGAUCACGUACUAUAGAUUCAAUACCCCGAGUGGAACUAGCGUCCCCUUCAAAUUCACAUGUCACUGUA